Messenger RNA from Diprion similis, 4558 nucleotides. RefSeq names its product double-stranded RNA-binding protein Staufen homolog 2 (gene stau). Lineage: Eukaryota; Metazoa; Arthropoda; Insecta; Hymenoptera; Diprionidae. The coding region runs from base 453 to 2777 and encodes 774 amino acids. The transcript has 9 exons. The record is from RefSeq and is a predicted model, not a curated record.
AUCCGACGAAAGUUAUUUCGGUAUAUUUGGCGAUCGAGUUUUCGAAAUAACGACAGGUUUUCACCGCGAAAACUUGGGACGUUGUCCCGCGGGUGGAAAUAUGCAGCAUUUCCCCGAUUGUUGACAAUGGAAAUUGGAAAUAUGUGGGAAAUUCGCCGAUGUCGGAGUGAAAAAAAAGCGGCAGGUGGGGCGAAUCGGUGUAUGCGUUGUGUCGCAUGCUUACGCUGACUUCGCUAGGGAGGCACGGCGGCGAGCUCAGAUCACACAUCAAAAUGGCCGCAUUUUAGUCUACAGACUGAUUUUCUUUACUGUUUGCCAAACGUGGUAAAAGGGUGCAUAAAGUGUUGGUUCAAGUGACGCGAUCUGUUUCGCUGAAAAUUCCUCCGUCGUCAGAGCAGAAGUUUUUUGUGAAAUAGACGGAAUUUCGGUUUCAAAGAGUGGGUUUUAGUAGGAUGUUGCGACACCAACAUCAUUCAAUGCAAAAUCAGCUCAGAGAUCAGAAUAGGAUGGCAGGACCUAUGCAUCCGAUGCAGCAGCAUCCACACCAGCCGCAGCAUCCACAUCAACAUCGAAAUCCACAUAUAACGCACCCUCAACAACAACUCGGGAUGGCUGCACAUCAACAUCCUCCACACCAAAUACCACACGGUAUCGCUCCUCAGAACAAUCCUCGACAGCCUGUGUUGCUUGGAAUCAACUCGCAACACACUAAUGGUGUAAUGGCUAAUGUUGGAUUAAUCGACCAGAGCAAUACAGUUGCUGGUACUCUUCCCACUCAACUCACCGUUCAGCAAGGACAACAUCAAACAGACCAAUUGUCUCAACAGCAACUGCAUAAUCAACAGAAUGCGGAACAGAAUAUUUCACCCCCGAAUGAAGACAACGGAGAGUCCAGGGACCAGAGUCCAUCCAAUCAGAACCAAAUCAACACAAAUAAUACAAAUUUGGCAAACAUGAAAGAGAAAACUCCGAUGUGUCUCGUCAAUGAACUCGCAAGAUUUAAUAAAAUCCAACACCAGUAUAGAUUAACCAAUGAACAAGGCCCUGCACAUAAAAAGAAGUUUACUGUUACUCUAAAACUUGGUGAUGAAGAAUUUGUUGCCGAAGGUCCAAGCAUUAAAAAAGCACAACAUAGUGCAGCCACAAAAGCACUUGAAGAUACCUGGUACAGACAUCCACCACCAAAACCAGCGAGGGCAAUGAGGAUUUUACAUCCAGGAAAAUGUCCUGCUGCUUCUGCCCAUCUACCACCAACAGUAGAACUGAAUGCUUUAGCAAUGAAGCGUGGCGAACCAACAGUUUACACAUUCAGCCAAGCUCCUCCAGCCCCUCUGCAACAAUUUGUGCCACAUGGAUAUGGAAACUUUCCUCGAAUGCUAACUCCACGUUAUCCAACCUAUAAUCGAGGAUUUCAAUCACAGCAGCAAGGACUCUAUGUUGUCACAUUGAAGGUUGGGGAUCGUGAAUUUCUUGGAAGAGGUGUUACUGGACAGGCUGCACGCCACGAUGCAGCUAGCCGAGCUUUGGAACAACUGCGCCAGCUACCUUUGCCUGAAGAAAUAAUAAAUACUUGUGCUGCAAACGACAAUGGAACAUUAAGUGGAAUAGAUGAUCCUAACGCGGAAUUGAAAAGCCCUGUUUCGCUCGUUCAUGAGACUGCAUUGAAACGAGGCCUUUCGGUAAACUUCGAAGUUGUAUCGGAACGAGGCAAGCCGCAUAUUCGAAUUUUUGUUACCAAAUGUACAGUUGGGGAUAGAACCACAACUGGAGAGGGGUCUUCAAAGAAGGUAUCAAAAAAACGUGCAGCGGAGUUGAUGCUAGAAGAGUUAAAACGCCUCCCUCCUAUUCCUAUUACAAUUCAAACUCCCUCUGUACAGCGUAUGAAGCGAAAACCUCCAGCAACUAAAAAAAAGUCACGAAAUCUCAUAAAAGUUUAUCAAGAACCUCGCACUGAGCCUGAGGCGGCUGAGGAAGUGAAUCCUAUUUCUCGUCUCAUCCAAAUUCAACAAGCAAAACGUGAGAGAGAACCAGUUUAUACACUUGUAGAUGAAAAGGGUGCUCCACGACGUAGAGAGUUCAUCAUGGAAGUUACCGUCGGAUCAAACUCUGCGCAAGGAGUUGGGCCCAAUAAGAAAUUAGCUAAACGAGCUGCCGCCGAAGCACUACUGAUGCAAUUGGGAUAUAGUAAACCGCAGCCUCAACCAGUUAAGCCUUCAAUCAAGACAGGGGAUAAUGAAAAUUCUGAGGGAAAACCAAGAAAGGUUACGUUCUUAGAAGAAGAUCAGGUCAACGAAAUUCCGAAUCAUUCUAUUGGCGGUACGACUGGACGACAACUAGUUCCUGGGCUUCUGUUAGUAGAUGGAGGCCAGGAAUCGAAACUCGGCGGAGGACCCAGUGUUCAAUCUGUAGCUGAGGAAUUACGUGGCCAGCAACAGCAACAGACACCUGUUGUUUCCCCCAAAGAUCAGCUGAGGUAUUUGGCUCAGCUACUAAGCUUUGACAUACAGUUCAGCGACUUUCCAAAGGGCAACCAUAACGAAUUCCUUUCUCUUGUCUCGCUGAGCACUGAUCCACCCCAGGUAUGUCAUGGAGCCGGACCAACGACAGAUGCAAGUCGGGAUCAAGCUGCGCUCACAGCUCUGCGCACCCUCAGCAAACUUGGCUUGGACAAUGUAACAAACCCGCAAAACAAGAAAGAUAAGGGAGCCUCAGGGGAUGGCUUACACAUUAGUAAUCAAGUUAAAAACAACAUUCUAAAUGGAGCCAUCAAUAAGUAAAUGAAAACGGGCUUUGGAUAACUUUCAAUUCAAUUAUAAUUUGAAUGGUGUUUUUUAUAUUUUGCUAAGUACUUUUUAUUGGCAUGUGAUUGUCGUGCUGAAAGUAUUUCGGAAAUAAGCUUGUCCUAGUAUUGAAAGCGAAUAAUGAAAAUUGCUACUAUGCAAACACUACAGAUUAAUUUGAUAUAAAUUAUAAGUAUGAGCAGAACAAAGUAAUGAAAUUUUCUUAUUAUUCAUUGAAUGCUGUAGUGAUGUUUACAAUCCCCAAAAUUAAUGGAUUUUGAUAUCUGAGAUAAAAUGCGGCCAUCUCUAACUAUCUUCUGACGCUACAGAUCAAUUGCCAUGAAUGUAAACUAUAUCUAAUUACCUAACACAGAUACAUGAAUUAAAUAUAAAUCAAUAGUUUCUUUUUUCGAUUCAUUUCAAUCCAAUGCUUAAAUAGAUUCUUAUACAAAACAUGAAUAUUUAUUAUUCCAAUUUUUUUAUAAAUCAAAAUCUCAUAACAAUAUUCGUCAAUAAAUAAUACGGUAUCAAGUAUCCUGUAAAUAAAAUCAGCCAAUAUUGUUAGAUGAUUCUGAUAGCAGAUCUGUCAAAUUGCGUUACGUGAAAAAAAGAACCAUUUGAAAAUUGAACUCGCGGAAAAUAAAAAGGAGAAACGGAAAAAGAUAGGUAAUUUGAUGUACACUAUUCUAUGCUCCAAUGUGCUUUUAAAACAGGGCCUAGAAGCACUCUGAGGUUAUAUUCAUGUUAAUAUCUAAUGGAAUAAGAGAUAAGAAAAAAAUGUAUCAAAGCUUUCAUGAAUAACUUGUAAACUGUAAAUCGCUACUUUGUACAAGAUGUUGAAUUGGAAGUUUUGAUAGACAUAAAAAGAGGUAAGAUUUCAAAUUCGUCUCGUCUUGUCUUGUAAUUAUUCUCAACAAUUCUAAUUUAAUUCUGCUAAGAAUAAUUUUCAUACGACGUAGCGAAUUUUGAAAUAUUACUGUGACUAAUAAAUAUUUAAAAAAGAUUUAAAAAAACCUUGAAAAAAUAUAAUAAUGGAUGUAGGCAAUUUGGAGCUCAGUACAGGAUUGAGGCAAAAUAAAAUUAGGUUGCACAUUUAUUUUCCUUUAAUUUAGUUUUAAAAUGUAACUGAUGUUUUGAUUUUCAAUUUUAUUUUCAUAGACAUGCGUGAAGUUCUGUGCUGAAACUCCCAAGCAACGUUAUCUUAUAUUCAUUAUUCAUAUUGCAUACUCUACAAUAUUAAUUAAAAUUUCAAACUAUGAAAGAUCGUUAAUUUUUAAUUAAUAUACCAAGUUUUUUUCACGCUAAGCAAGCGUAUGAGAUGUUUGAAACAUUGUAAGUUACUCUGAGUGAAUUGAUUUCAUAUUCACACGUUUUUUUUCCAUUAUCAUUGUUUUUUUACAACAUAUAAUUACCAUUUUGUCAAGUUGUUUAUAGAUUACUUCACAAGUUGAUAAAUGUUCAUUUUCCCAGAUAUCGCAUUGUAGUUUCACAUGGGUGUAUGUGUGAACGGGGUUCUUAAUUCUUUUUCAUGAAACUCAGCUAGAAAUUGUAUAUAACAGAAUAUCAAAUGAAUUUGAUGUAUCAAUUAAUGGAAAAUAUUAGAGAUAAAAAAAUUUGAAGGGUCUUGAAACUUAACGAAAGCUUAGAAUUUAUUUUACAAUGGGACCUUCCACCCCCUGGAUUACUGAUUUGACCGAAAUAUGAUAUGAUGGUAUUAGUCAACCGCAAGUGCACAACAGUUGAAUACUAGUAGUAAUUUCUGGGAUGAGUUUCUCCCC